This is a messenger RNA of Sphaeramia orbicularis (orbiculate cardinalfish), 1132 nucleotides long. It is a transcript of the gene pde6hb, whose product is annotated as phosphodiesterase 6H, cGMP-specific, cone, gamma, paralog b. Lineage: Eukaryota; Metazoa; Chordata; Actinopteri; Kurtiformes; Apogonidae. The transcript has 3 exons. The coding region runs from base 108 to 368 and encodes 86 amino acids. The record is from RefSeq and is a predicted model, not a curated record. Gene Ontology annotation, biological process: positive regulation of epidermal growth factor receptor signaling pathway; visual perception; positive regulation of G protein-coupled receptor signaling pathway. Gene Ontology annotation, cellular component: photoreceptor outer segment membrane. Gene Ontology annotation, molecular function: 3',5'-cyclic-nucleotide phosphodiesterase activity; cGMP binding.
AUAAAAGAGGAGCACAGACAGCACAAGGCAAGAAGAAGAAGGAGGAAGCAGAGCAGAGAUCAUUGGAGGCCUCUUGGGAUAUCUGUAACAACAGACUCUCAGCAGUAAUGAACGCCAGCCCCCCUGCAGGAAGCGCCCUGGCCCCUGGUGGAGCCACCGGCCCCACCACACCCAAGAAGGGACCACCCAAGUUCAAGCAGAGGCAGACCCGUACAUUCAAGAGCAAGGCCCCCAAGCCCGGCCAGAAGGGCUUUGGCGAUGAUAUCCCCGGCAUGGAGGGUCUUGGCACUGACAUCACAGUGGUGUGCCCAUGGGAGGCCUUCGGUGACAUGGAGCUCAGCGACCUGGCCAAAUACGGCAUCAUCUAAGCUGCUGCCUCCUGCCUUCCUUGCCUCAUCAUACCUCUCCUCUCUGUAAUCCUCUCUGCCCAGCCUUCUCUCCACCUCAGCUCGGCAUGCCAGGAUAAGGCUGAUGCCAAACCUCUAAUGCCCUCUCGUCUGUCUACCUCAUGCUUCACUCCACUAAGUGGAGGGGAUGCAUCAGAAACUCUUAUUUUUGUAUUAUUAUUAUUAUUAUUAUGAUAUGAUACUGUUUACAGUAUAUAUAUAUAUACUUGAAAUGAUACGACGAGAAAAACACUCCACAUCCCCUCUUCCUUUUCCUCCAUCUAAUCCAACUAAUGUCAUCUUUCCCUGGCAUCUUCCCUUUUCCUCAUUCUUUUCCUCUUACUCCCCCCACAAUGGACACAAGCAAAACACUAGUAAUACUAGCCUGUGUUUGCUUCUAGCUGUCUAUUAAAAUGUAAAUAUGUGGAAUACAGUGUUGAACCUUUCUAUCUUCUUACCUUUUAUACUCCCUUCCUCUUUUUACUGCAUUGUUUUUCCUACUCCUUGUGAACGAGGUUACUAUAAACACCAUGGGAUGCAAAGAGAGUGCACAAUGCAUCAAUAUAACACGAUUGCAAGGGAGGACACCCCUUCUAUCUGCCCCUCCCCUCUCCUGGCUGCUUUUAUGUCCCUCCAUAGACAAAUUAAAAGCAUGUAUGUCAUGUGUUGCAACAGCAAUACAACAGAAAAUGUGCUGUGAUCUGGUAUGUCCUGAUAGUCGCAGUAAAAUGUGUUUAUUUUUAGUA